UUUUUGGUGGCAUUGUUUGAUCAGCUUGUUGACACCAUCCCUGCUUCCUCUUUCCUUAUCGCCAGACGAUCGCACUGCUACAAUGGCGGCCAUUGCGUCGUCCUCCGCCGUGCGCGUUGCUGCCUUCUCCCUGAAGGCUAACAGCCAGAAGAAGCUCAAUGGCAGCAGCUUCGUCGCUGGCGCGCCCCUCCGGGUGUCGUCCUCCGCCAUCUCUUCCCGCUUGACGAUGGCGGCAGAGGCUCCCCAGGGCUUCACCCCUCCCGAGCUGAAGUCUGACACUCCCUCCCCGAUCUUCGGUGGAAGCACCGGUGGCCUUCUCCGUAAGGCUCAGGUUGAGGAGUUCUAUGUCAUCACCUGGGAGUCUAAGAAGGAGCAGAUCUUCGAGAUGCCCACCGGUGGUGCCGCCAUCAUGAGGUCCGGCCCUAACUUGCUGAAGCUUGCAAGGAAGGAGCAGUGCCUCGCCCUCGGUACACAGCUCCGCACCAAGUUCAAGAUCAACUACCAAUUCUACCGAGUGUUCCCCAGCGGUGAGGUCCAGUACCUUCACCCCAAGGACGGUGUGUACCCCGAGAAGGUGAAUGCUGGCCGUGCCAACGCGAACGUGAACCUCCGCUCUAUCGGCAAGAACGUGGAUCCCGCAGCUGUGAAGUUCAGUGGCAAGCGUGCUAUUGAUCUGUAGAUUGCUUCCUGAUGGGCUCCCUGUACAUGUGUGUCAGCUUACUGUGUUGAACGCACGUAUGGGUUUAUGUAAUGAAAAUUUACUUGUUUUUUCCCUUGAUUCAAUAGAAGCGUUUGAAAACGCAAUGGACGCCUCUAACU
Molecule: messenger RNA, 819 nt
Organism: Closterium sp. NIES-67
Lineage: Eukaryota; Viridiplantae; Streptophyta; Zygnematophyceae; Desmidiales; Closteriaceae
Source: the annotation of a GenBank genome assembly